Pomacea canaliculata is the source of this 2918-nucleotide messenger RNA. Its product is annotated as tubulin gamma-1 chain. Lineage: Eukaryota; Metazoa; Mollusca; Gastropoda; Architaenioglossa; Ampullariidae. Gene Ontology annotation, biological process: microtubule nucleation; mitotic cell cycle; mitotic sister chromatid segregation. The coding region runs from base 88 to 1461 and encodes 457 amino acids. The transcript is spliced from 14 exons. Gene Ontology annotation, molecular function: structural constituent of cytoskeleton; GTP binding. Gene Ontology annotation, cellular component: nucleus; microtubule; cytoplasm. The record is from RefSeq and is a predicted model, not a curated record.
AUAUUGUUUUCGUAUGCUUACUUCACAUACCGCCACUUUCAAGUCCCGUCAAGCUCUUCCCACCAAAGAUCAACCGAAAGGAAAACAAUGCCAAGAGAAAUCAUCACGUUGCAGCUUGGACAAUGCGGAAAUCAAAUUGGAAUGGAAUUCUGGAAACAGCUCUGCUUGGAACAUGGAAUAAGCCCUGAAGGAAUCUUGGAGGAGUUUGCAACGGAAGGUACAGACAGAAAGGAUGUCUUUUUUUAUCAGGCAGACGAUGAACACUACAUUCCAAGAUCAGUACUGCUGGAUCUUGAGCCUCGUGUCAUUAAUAGCAUUAUGAAUUCUCCCUAUGCCAACCUUUACAAUCCAGAGAACAUUUACCUGUCCAAGCAUGGAGGUGGUGCUGGCAACAACUGGGCCAGUGGCUAUUCACAGGCAGAACGUUUAUAUGAUGAGAUCUUCGAUAUCAUUGACAGAGAGGCUGACGGAAGUGACAGCUUAGAGGGUUUUGUUAUUUGUCAUUCCAUUGCUGGAGGCACAGGAUCAGGCAUGGGCUCAUAUAUCUUGGAAAGACUUAAUGACAGGUUUCCAAAAAAGCUUAUCCAAACCUACUCUGUGUUUCCAAAUGUGGAUGAAAUCUCCGAUGUGGUUGUACAACCAUACAAUUCUCUCCUCACUCUCACAAGGCUGACACAGAAUGCUGACUGUGUGGUGGUAUUGGAUAACACAGCGUUGAACAGGAUCGCAGCAGACAGGCUGCACAUUGAAACACCUACCUUUGCACAAGUUAAUCAGUUGGUGUCUACAGUGAUGUCAACUAGUACAACAACACUACGCUACCCUGGCUACAUGAACAAUGACCUUAUUGGGCUCAUUGCUUCCCUAAUCCCAACACCACGACUCCACUUUCUCAUGACUGGGUACACACCGCUCACCACAGAUUCACAGGUUGCAAAUGUGCGAAAGACAACUGUGUUAGAUGUGAUGAGACGCCUUCUGCAGCCCAAGAACAUGAUGGUGUCUACUCCUGUGCAUCGCCAGGCUAACCACUGCUACAUCUCAAUUCUUAACAUAAUCCAAGGAGAGGUUGACCCAACUCAGGUACACAAGAGUUUACAGAGGAUUAGAGAGCGGAAACUUGCACAGUUCAUCCCAUGGGGACCUGCUAGCAUUCAAGUUGCACUGUCACGUAAAUCUCCGUAUGUGCAAACAUCCCAUCGUGUUUCAGGUCUCAUGCUUGCCAACCAUACGAGUAUUUCACAUCUCUUUGAGCGGAUCUUACGUCAAUAUGACAAACUAAGAAAGCGUGAGGCUUUCAUGGAUCAAUUCAAGAAAGAGAACAUAUUCCGAGAGAACUUAGAUGAAUUUGACAACUGCAGAGAGACAGUACAGCACCUAGUGGAUGAAUACCAAGCAGCCACACGGCGUGAUUACCUCUCCUGGGGAACACAGCAAGCCCCAUCAGCUGACAGGAUAUGAUCUGUAAGCUGACAGUGAAAACUCCCCUCUGAAGUGACUGAUAGCCCCAGCAGCUGACAGGAUAUGAUCUGUAAGCCUACAGUGAGAACUCCCCUCUGAAGUGACUGAUAGUAAGAUGAAGCCUUCCAUACUUCUGGCUGAAUCAGCCCAAAUUAAAUUGUGAUAAAAUUUACAAUUACUGGCUAAAUGCUGGACAAGGCUUAUGACUUUAUGAGGAGUCACAGAACAAAGGCAUAUUAUUACCUUUCCUUUAUUACCUUUAUUAAAUUUAGCCAGAAUAUUAGUAGAAACACUGGAGGUGGGGGAAACUUUCAUUCAUGAUAAAGCUAGGACUUUUUUAAGAAAUAAAGAAUAAAGCCAAACUUAUUUCAAAGGAGUAGAGAGAGAAGGUGGACAUUGUAAAGAGGAGAGAAUUUAGAAAAAAAAAUGGUGAAUUUAAUGGCAUGUACUGAUUACAGUGCAUUUCUAUUUUGUGGUAGUGUGUGAAAACAAAAAAAAAGUUUUCUACAUUCUUCUCAAAAAUUUAAAAUCUCCACUGUGGUCUGUCCAGGCAUAGUAAGUAUUGGGAUAUUGUCAACUCAACCAUUUACCCACGCAUGAGUUGAUUAGACCAUUGCUAAGAGUCAAAUUAGUUAAACCAGACAAAGAUUGAUUCAACCGCAUAUGACAGGUUAAUCAUACCCAGAGUUGGGCUUUAAUAAUCUACCUAAUAUGUUUGAUAUUGCUCAGGCAGCAGAAAGAAAAUAGUUGGUUUAUAAACACUGCAGAACAGCAGCACCACAAGAAAGAAAUUGUUUUAUAUCUCAAGAUCUGUAAGAUGCAUGGUAUGUGAUCAAAGGAGAAAACAAUUACUUCAGUUUGCAUUGUAACAGUUAAUGAGAUUAUUUUCAGCAUGCAUGCAAUACAAUUUUUUUCAGGGGAGUUUAUUUCAAAGGAGAAUGAUACUUAGGAUACAAUGUUAUUUACAUCAGUCUAGGGUCGAUAUUAAUGUCCAACCUAUAACCACUUUGGUGGGGACGGAAAUGACUAAAUGGUUAGAGCACUGGCAUCCAAAACUGGAACUGCACACACUAGCCACUUAGAUACCCAUAUGUGGCAUACUUCACCUUGUUAAUCAACAUUAGAAGUUUUCAUGGAAAAAAGCAGUAAAGGAUAGGCACUGCUUUCACAAAAGACUACCCCAGUGAUAACAUAUUUCUAACACCUGACUCCUGUUGACUGAAAGGUCACAAGACUGGAGCUUUAUCACAACUUUUAAAGGUUGCAAACCUGCACCUGCAGUAUGCCCUUAGUAAAUAGGGUUCCAGUUACUGAGCAUGUGACUGGCAGAUGCAUUGACGUACAAUCAAGUGGGUUAUCAGCUUGACCAGUAAGGGUCAUAGAUUUUUGCAUGAAUUUCACCCAGGAAUGGUAAUUGUGUCAAUAUGUAAAGUGUAAAUAAAUCUUGUUAACAUUCA